CCCGUGUUUUCCUGGCGCUCUCCCGGUUCAAGCUUGAACCUAAAUCUAAAACGAAGGCGGAAGGAAAGCAAAGCCGCUUGUUCUAUUUUUCUCUCUCUGUAACCACCUCUUCUCCUUAGCCUUCCAUUUCGCCGCCGGCGAACGAGCCCAGAGUCAAAGAAACGCUCUGUCGAUCUUUGUUUGAGGGUGUUCUCGAUUGAAAACGACGAGGGCUGCUCAACAAUUCUUUUAUGAUCGACCAGCGCGGAGGAAUCUCAGCUCAAUUAGUCGCAGAACGAACCCGGAUUUGAUGCAUCGAGAAUUAUGAGAUUUCGUGUUAUACUUUGCUCGGGAGCUUGCUAUUUCAUUUCUGGACCAAAAUUGCAUUUUUGCUUGCGAGUCUAAGAUGCCAUCUUCAUAUUUUUCGAGGCAGAAAGUGCUUCAAGCCUCUGUGGACAUUCUACUUGGGCGGGGCCAGAGCUUGUCAGUUAGCAAUUCUGGUUUCUUUCAAUCACAUCCAUUUGCUACUCUAUUUAACAAUAUUCGGCUGUUUCGUAGAGCCGAUCACCCGACUGCAUUACCCAUCACUGGAGCACUCCCCUGUACAAUACGUGUUCCUUCAGUUACUGGACCUUCUUGUCAGUCUGGCUUGUAUCAAGUCGAUAGCCUGGUUUCUGAACCCAUCCAGAGGUUUCCCUUUAUCCUGUUCCAGAGGAAUAUAAUGUCAACUGGGAAUUCUUUAUGUGUUGAAGCUGAAAUGGCUGCACGGCAUUUGGACAAUUUACAUAUGAAGAGUGGGCAGAUUUUGAACAAUGUGAUGAGAGCUGAUGUUUGUUUUCACAACAAGAGUCUUGAUUACUGCAGAAGAGUUUCUGGGAGCUUAAAGAAUCGAGAAACAUGGGGUAACAAUAUGAUAUAUAAGUGUUUUUGGUCAAAUGCAGCUGGAAAAAGUUUGGGGCCCUAUCCUUUUCUAGAGUCCAAGACCAACGGGAUUUUGUCAUUGUGGUCUGCAGCAUAUUCUACUAGAGCAGCUCCUGAUGUAUCUUUUGAUUGUUCUCCCAGGGAAGAGCAGCCUGAGAAUUCUUCAGUUUCCUCCAACGAGAAAAAGCUGGGUGAUAAAACCUUGAAGCUGCUUUCUGGAUCCUGUUACUUGCCACACCCAGAUAAGGAAGAAACUGGAGGGGAAGAUGCUCAUUUUAUAUGUGAUGAGCAGGCCAUUGGUGUAGCAGAUGGUGUUGGUGGCUGGGCAGAUCUUGGAGUUGAUGCAGGACAGUAUGCUAGAGAACUUAUGUCUCAUUCGGUUGCUGCCAUCCAAGAAGAGCCCAAAGGAUCAAUUAAUCCAGCAAGGGUGUUAGAGAAGGCUUACUCAAGCACUAAGGCUAAAGGAUCAUCAACAGCAUGCAUUAUUGCUCUCACACAUCAGGGCAUACAUGCUGUCAAUUUAGGGGACAGUGGCUUCAUUGUUGUAAGAGAUGGGUGCACAAUCUUCCGGUCACCUGUACAGCAACAUGAUUUCAAUUUCACAUAUCAACUUGAGAGUGGCAAUGCCAGUGAUCUACCUAGUGCUGCCCAGGUGUUCACCUUUCCUGUCGCAGCUGGUGAUGUUAUAGUUGCAGGAACUGAUGGACUGUUUGAUAACCUGUACAAUAAUGAGAUCACAGCUGUUGUUGUUCAUGCCAUCAGGGCUGGGCUGGAGCCUCAAGUGACAGCGCAGAAGAUAGCUGCUCUUGCUCGCCAGCGAGCACAGGAUAAGAACAGGCAAACUCCUUUCUCGUCUGCAGCCCAAGAGGCUGGAUACCGCUAUUAUGGAGGGAAGCUUGAUGACAUUACUGUUGUGGUAUCCUAUGUCACUGCCUUCGGUGCUUGAGACAUACUACUCUUGCUUGUACAUACAAUCCUUAAAGCCAGCAAUCAAGAGGCAGUGUUGUCGAAAGUGCUCCAUCCAUUUGUCUAAGUGAUUGGGAGAGGCAAGGAAACGUCUGAGCACCUUAACAAUCCCUAAGCGAGGCUGGUUUACCAAGGGCACCUAGGCAAGCACCUAGGGCAAAGCGAGAGGCAUUUAGGUUUCGUGGAGCAUGCUUACCCAAAUCAUCUAAUGUGUCCAUCAUUUCACACCCUCGGCAUUUCAUCGCUGCCAGAUACUCCACAGCCGAGCCAGGUCCAUCUAAAAUAUUAAUGAGUUUGUUAUUAAGCCUUGCUAUUAGAACCGUCUAACCAUUCCGAUUUCAAAAUUGGGCAUAUUUCAAUUAUCAUCAAUAGAAUCAGCAUUACAAGUUUGGACCUAUCAUGCUCAUAUUUGCCCGACUGCUGGAACGGAGAAGUGUUCUUUUUUUUUUUUUUUUUUGUAGGUUUAAGUAGUAUGCUGUUGCUCUACUCUCCAUUAACUAAUAGCUGCAAUUCUGCUACUGGUAAUUCAUCUCACUCUCUUAGAUCCCAAUGUUGUGUAAGCUUGCAACUGGGCGUCUGAUCUCAUUGGUAAGUAAAUUGUUGUUGGCCGGUUACAGAUGGCAUCAUUGCAGAACAA
Molecule: messenger RNA, 2503 nt
Organism: Phoenix dactylifera (date palm)
Lineage: Eukaryota; Viridiplantae; Streptophyta; Magnoliopsida; Arecales; Arecaceae
Product: putative protein phosphatase 2C 55
Biological process (GO): protein dephosphorylation
Molecular function (GO): protein serine/threonine phosphatase activity
Source: RefSeq, a predicted model, not a curated record